UCCCCUAUUAGGAUUUCUCAUCAUUCUGGAAUAACAAUGGUGGAUUACGAGGUGACCGUCUACACUGGCGACCGACUUAACUCCACCACCUUGAACCCUGUGCACAUUAAGCUGGUGGGCACAGAUGGCGAGAGUGAGCGCACGUGGCUGAGGUCUUUGGUCAUCUUUAGCGGAUCAGUGUCGACUUAUUUUGUUUCCUGCCCAAACUCCCUUGGACAGCUGGUUCUGAUAGAACUAGACAAACGACAAUUCUUCCUUUUGCCCGAUGAUGCUUGGUUCCCUGACAAAGUGGAAAUCAAAUCACCAGAGAGAGACAUCUACACCUUUCCCAUCUAUUGCUGGAUCAAUGACAGUGAGACUCACCGCUUCAGAGAAGGAAAAGCUCUGAGGAUCUUCGAUGAAAGCAACACUUUUGGUCAGCACGCGAGGAAGCAGGAGCUGAGCCAGCGAAGUUUAGACUAUGGCUGGAAUUUGUAUUACUCGGGCAUGCCCUACACCAUUAAGGCAGAUGGUCCUACUAGCCUGCCAAAUGAGCUCCAGUUCUCCUUUACCAAGAUGACAGAGUUUGCAUUCACAACAGUCACAGGGUUGGCUGAGCUUCAGCUUAAGGGGCUGGAUGACAACCGGGAAAAUUGGGAAAGUCUUGACAAUAUCAACGAAAUGUUGCGUUUCAAAGGCACCCUCGUUUCAGAUUACGUCCAGGAACACUGGAAGGAGGAUGGUUUAUUUGCAUACCAGUUUCUAAAUGGCGUCCAUCCCACCUUGAUUCAACGUUGCAAGACUCUACCCAAGAACUUCCCUGUGACUGAUGACAUGGUCUUCAUCCCUGAUGGCUCAAACUUGUCUACGGAGUUGAAGGAAGGUAACAUAUACCUGUGUGACUACAAGAACCUGGAUGGAUUUCCUGCAAACACUAUCCAAGGGAUUCAACAGUACUUGAUGGCGCCCCUCGUAUUGCUUCACAAAAGACCUGACGACAAGCUGAUGCCUAUUGCCAUCCAGCUGAAGCAGACUCCAGCUGACGACAACCCCAUCUUUCUCCCAACUGACUCUACGUACGACUGGCUGACAGCUAAGAUUUUUGUGAGAAGUGCCGAUUUCUCAGAGCACCAAAUCAACGCGCACUUGCUGCGCACUCACCUACUGGCAGAGGUCUUUGUGGUGUCACUGCUGCGCAACAUGCCCAUGGUGCAUCCCCUGUACAAGCUCCUCAUACCCCACACUCGCUACACUCUGCAUAUAAAUGAAUUAGGUCGAAUGCGGCUAAUGGGACCCAUCGGAGUCUUCACCAAGUUUGCAGGUUCUGGUGGAGAGACUUUGAUGAAGAUCAUGGCAAGCUCACUGUCCUCGAUAACCUACAGGGUCCUUUGCCUCCCCGACGACAUUGCUGAUCGUGACAUGCAGGACUUGCCAAACUUCCACUACAGGGAUGACGGACUCCAACUGUGGAACAUCAUCUUCAAAUAUGUGCAGGGAGUGAUACAAUACUACUACAAAAACGAUGAUGAGAUCCAGCUGGACUCAGAACUGCAGACUUGGAUGUGGGACAUAUUUAAAUAUGGCUUUCUUUCCCAGCCACAAACAGGAAUCCCUCAGGGCUUCACUACUGUGUCUGAGCUGAUCAAGUUCGCCACCAUGCUGCUGUUCACUAGCUCAUGCCAGCAUGCGGCUGUAAACAGCGGACAGUACGACUAUGGUGGCUGGAUGCCCAACACUCCCGCGACCCUGCAACGUCCUCCCCCCACCGCAAAGGGGACAACAAGUGAGGCCACAAUGCUGCAGACAUUGCCCCCUAUCAAUGUGACUGUUCAGGGAAUGGCCACAGUCUGGCUGCUCAGCAGGCAGACCUCAGACUUUGUCCCCCUCGGACACUAUCCAGAGGACCAUUUCACCGAGGAGAUCCCGCGCCAGCUGCAAAAGGAGUUUAAAGUUGAGCUUGACAGGUUGUCAAUCACAAUCAACAACAGAAACAAAGAUCUGGAAAUUCCUUACACUUACCUGGAUCCAAAGAACGUCGAGAACAGUGUGGCCAUCUAAAGCUCCGAAAGUCACAAUAAAAAGAGAGGAUCCAAUGAAUCAUAAAUGUGUCUUUUAAGCUUAUAGUAUUAUUUAACAUACGGUUUUUAAAGAAAUAGUAACACAGGGAGCCUCCAAAGUUAAACACAAUCUGUUCUGUGAGAGUGGUUAACUUCCAAGUUGAUCUAAUUUCUAAAUAAAUUUUCCUGGGGUAAUAAUAUAAUAUGAAAUCAGUUAAUUUUGGGCUCUCAUAAAACCUGUAUUAACUGUACAGGCACCAUUUUAAGUAACAUAACAUGUUGUCAUAUAUGUAAAGAGAUGUUAAAAAAAUUUAACUAAAAUGAAGUCAAACUAAAUAUAAUAAAUAUAUAAAUAAAUAGGGGGUGACAAGACACUGGUGGUAGAGUUGGCAUCGCCCAACCUUGAUUGCAGGUACAAUCCUGAGCCCUUGUGACAAUGUUGAAGUGUCCUUGAGCAAGACUGAACCCAAAGUUGCUUCUGAUGCUGCAUCGUCAGUAGAUGAAUGAGGAGACAAUGUUAAAGCGCUUUCAGUACCUUUUAAGUAGAAAGGUGCUAUUAGCCCAUUUACCAUUUAAGAUACCUAAAAGACACAAAAUGGAGAGGGAACUCUACCUUUGUCAAUUCCAUUGCAUGUUCUUGUACCCUUCUGUGUCUUCUUCUUCUUCUUUUCCUUUCGGCUUGUCCCGUUAGGGGUCAGCACUGCGCGUCAUCCUUUUCCAUGUAAGCCUAUCUCCUACAUCCUCCUCUCUAACACCAAUUGCCCUCAUGUCUUCCCUCACGACAUCCAUCAACCUUUUCUUUGGUCUUCCUCUAGCUCUCUUGCCUGGCAGCUCCAUCCUCAUCAUCCUUCUACCAAUAUACUCACUAUCUCUCCUCUGGACAUGUCCAAACCAUUGAAGUCUGCUCUCUCUAACUUUGUCUCCAAAACAUCUAACCUUGGCUUUCCCUCUGAUGAGCUAAUUUCUAAGUUUAUCCAACUUGGUCACUCCUAGAGCGAACCUCAACAUUUUCAUUUCCGCCACCUCUAGCUCUGCUUCCUGUUGUCUCUUCAGUGCCACUGUCUCUAAUCCGUACAUCAUUGCUGGCCUCACCACUGUCUUAUAAACUUUGCCCUUCAUCCUAACAGAGACUCUUCUGUCACAUAACACACCUGACACCUUCCUCCACCUAAUCCAACCUGCUUGGAACCGUUUCUUCACUUCCUUACCACACGCACCAUUGCGCUGGACUGUUGACUCCAAGUAUUUAAAGUCCUCCACCCUUGCAAUCUCUUCUCCCUGUGGCCUCACUCUCCCCCCUCCACCCCUCUCAUUCAUGCACAUAUAUUCUGCCAUACUUCAGCGAAUCUUCAUUCCUCUCCUUUCCAGUGCAUGUCUCCAUCUUUUUAACUGUUCCUCCACCUUCUCCCUGCUUUCACUGCAGAUUACAAUGUAAUCAUGCAAACAUCAAGGUCCACGGGGAUUCCAGUCUAACCGCAUCUGUCAGCCUAUCCAUCACCACUGCAAACAGGAAGGGGCUCAGGGCUGAUCCCUGAGGCAGUCCCACCUCCACCUUAGACCUACACACACACCUACAGCACACCUCACCGCUGUUCUGCUACCCUCAAACAUGUCAUGUACGAUUCUAACAUACUUCUCUGUUAUUCCAGACUUCUGCAUGCAGUACCACAGAUCCUCUCUGGGUACUCUGUCAUCGGCUUUCUCCAGAUCUACAGACACACAAUGUAGCUCCUUCUGACCAUCUCUGUACUUUUCCAUCUACACCCUCAAGGCAAAUAAUGCAUCUGUAGUACACUUUCUAGGCUUGAAACCAUACUGUUGCUCGCAAAUACUCACUUCUGUCCUGAGUCAAGCCUCCACUACUCUUUCCCAAAACUUCAUUGUGUGGCUCAUCAAUUUUAUUCCUCUAUAGUUCCCACAGCUCUGCACAUCACCCUUGUUCUUAAAAAUGGGCACCAGCACACCUUUCCUCCAUUCCUCAGCCAUCUUCUCAUCCACUAGAAUUCUGUUAAAUAAGAUGGUCAAAGAUUCCACAGCCACCUCUCCUAGAUGCUUCCACACCUCCACAGAAAUGUCAUCAGGACCAACUGCCUUUCCAUUUUUCAUCCUCUUUAAUGCCUUUCGAACUUCACCCUUAUUAAUCAUUGGCACUUUCUGGUCCACCACACUUGCCCCUUCUCCUCUUCCUUCUCUCUCAUUUUCCUCAUUCAUCAACUGCUCAAAUUAUUCUUUCCAUCUAUCCAGCACACAACUGGCACCAGUCAACACAUUUCCAUCUCUAUCCUCAAUCAUCCUAACCUGCUGCACAUACUUCCCAUCUCUAUCCCUCUGUCUGGCCAGCCUUUAUAGAUAAUUUUCUCCUUCUUUAGUGUCCAAUCUGGCCAUACAUGUCAUCAUAUGCCUCUUGUUUGGCCUUUGCCACCUCUACCUUUGAACUAGGUCGCAUCUCAAUGUGUUCCUUUCACCUCUCCUUGGUCCUCUCAGUGUCCCACUUCUUCUUAGCUAACCUCUUUCCUUGUAUGAUUUCCUGUACUGUGAGGUUCCACCCCCAAAUCUCCUUCUCUCCUUUCCUGCCAGAAGAUACACCAAGUACUCUCCUGCCUGCCUCUCUGAUCACAUUGGCUGCAGUAGUCCAGUCUUCUGGAAGCUCCUCCUGUCCACCGAGUGCCUAUCUCACCUCUUUCCAAAAAGCCGCACAACACUCUUCCACUCUUACAGGACAAGGUCAAAUUAAGGUAGUCAUGAUUUUGAUGUGAUUUGAGCGAUUCUGUACCAAACUUUGGCGGGCCAGAUUGAAAUGAUCAACGGACCGGAUGUGGCCCACGGCCGUAGUUUCCCCACCCCUGAUCUACACCAUGGUAAAAUAAUUUAAACCCUAAUCCUAAACUUCUAGCCUUACUGGCUUUCCACCUGGUCUCCUGGACACACAAUAUAUCAACCUUUCUCCUAAUCAUGUCAACCAACUCCCGAGAUUUUCCUGUCAACAUUCAAGGUCCCCACAUUCAAUUCUAAUUAAAUUCUUGGGACUGGCCUACAGUUUGCACUGGCUUAUACCCCCAUAGGGCUGCAUUCUUGUCCCCUUCUGUGUGGUAUCAGAGGAAAAAAAUAAAAAAAAAGAAAGUACAAAACACUUGAAGUUAAUCCUUUUGAUGCUCAAUGAGCGAACUAAAGUUAGGCAUGAUUUGCUAACAUCUUACUUGGAAAUUUUCUGGACAAUUUUGGUUGAUCUUUAAAUUGAGCCACUUACGAGUCAUUUGACUUUAGACUUUAAAUUGAGCAACUCACUUUGGAGGUUCCACUGAAUGUGCGAUUUGGCUUUUAUACUGCAGCUACUGUGAGUAACAUGCUCACGACUAGAGUAGAAUACUGGCUACAUAUUAAAAUUUGUCAGUCAAAAAUAUUUUAUUUCCAUUUUGCACUGUGCCAACUCCAAUUGCUUUUACGGUUAAGGGAGUGUAGUGAAGCCGAGUAUUAAUUGAACAAUGUAUGUUUGGAUAGUAUGCAAAUAAAAGUUUGAAUAUCUCAA
Molecule: messenger RNA, 5562 nt
Organism: Phycodurus eques (leafy seadragon)
Lineage: Eukaryota; Metazoa; Chordata; Actinopteri; Syngnathiformes; Syngnathidae
Product: arachidonate 12-lipoxygenase, 12R-type-like
Exons: 14
Coding region: 37-2037 (666 amino acids)
Biological process (GO): lipid oxidation; linoleic acid metabolic process
Molecular function (GO): iron ion binding; oxidoreductase activity, acting on single donors with incorporation of molecular oxygen, incorporation of two atoms of oxygen; protein binding
Source: RefSeq, a predicted model, not a curated record